AUGAUUUUGACGGACAUAUCGUCCGGCGACACUCGCCUAGUUCUGAGAGCCUACUUUUUGAUAGUCAUCAGUCUGAUCGCCUGGUUAGCUGGUGGUGUCCUGCAAUCUAGAUCCCAGCUCAGGAUCAUGCAGUAUGGCAGCAUCCGUGCCCACACAGCUAUGGGCUGGCAGCAAGGCUUUGAUCUGUUGAAAAUGGUAUACCAGCUCCGCCAGCUCCCCGGCGGAGCACUUGGAUAUAGUGCGAUGGUGAUCUUGUUCGCACUGUCCAAGAUCGCUGACUUACUGACUGCGAACCUCGUCACUCAAGUUGCAGUCAAGUCUCGGUGUUCAUUCGGGGAAGGGCUGGUUCUCAACACCACCGGACCCUAUCUGUUGACUGCACCUCCGUCAAACGGGAUGCCGUACAUCGUUGCUCACAAUUCGCAAUACUUCAGCCUUAACAACACCUGUCCCAUUGGCAUAUAUGCAAAGGUCAACCAGGAUGUCACAUUCUGUCCUGGGGUUGAAGAUAUUCUGGGCACUUGGGUCUGCUCCACAGAUGCCAUUCGCACAUAUAGUGCGGCCUAUGAUAAGGCAGAAUUAUCCGCGGACCUGAUUGAGCAGGGCUUACUCUUUCCCGACCCAACGGGCGAGUACUCUGGCUUUGGGGAAUACUACAACCAUUUCGUUACGUGGAGCAGCUCCAUAGGUCUCAACACGAACAGCUCCUCGACGGGUACCUGGGGUGUGCGUGCAGCCAUUCAAACCAACGCCUCGCCCUACGAUGAUAACGUCAUCAUGCUUCCACUUUCCUGCAGCAUGAGUGCCGAUCUCGCGGAGAAAAUCACUGGAGCAAUGAACACUACAACUGCACUUGAGUCAUGGAAGACCGUCUUCCAAGGCCUGAUGUAUUACGGAACCGGCACACCGUCCGUUUCUGACCCAGCGCUAGAGCUGGCCGUUCUCCUCAACACAAUGACAAUGGUGUACGGGGGGAAUAACAUACUUCUAUCUGUUCCAGCGCAGGAUGCGGUCCAGACACAGGGGUGCAUUGUGUUUGCUACUAACGUGCCACCAGUCAUUGAGGCGCUUGUAUUAACCGUUGCGGGGGUGUUUAUUGGAUUAAUUGUGCUGUCAAUCGUGUAUGCUUGCAGAUUACAAUUCACGCGUCGUGGAGGACGGGACGCGCUAAAGACACUGCCUGAUGGGGUGAUCGGGUGGGCCGUGAAAGCUGCGCAAGAGCAUCGUGACAAUGGUGAUCCGGAUCCAGGACAACAUGCCAGAGUUCGACGCCGGGAGAUUAAGAAUUGGCUGAUUGGUUAUGAAGGCGGGGAAUCAAGACUCCGGUUGUUUCAACCUUGUUGA
Molecule: messenger RNA, 1344 nt
Organism: Penicillium longicatenatum
Lineage: Eukaryota; Fungi; Ascomycota; Eurotiomycetes; Eurotiales; Aspergillaceae
Exons: 1
Coding region: 1-1344 (447 amino acids)
Source: RefSeq, a predicted model, not a curated record